This is a messenger RNA of Mytilus trossulus (common blue mussel), 366 nucleotides long. RefSeq lists its product as uncharacterized. The record is from RefSeq and is a predicted model, not a curated record. The transcript is spliced from 2 exons. Lineage: Eukaryota; Metazoa; Mollusca; Bivalvia; Mytilida; Mytilidae. Bases 1 to 366 code for a protein of 121 amino acids.
AUGAAUGGGAAACAUCAUAUAAAAUAUGGCAUAUACUUAGAUCAGAUGAUACAAGGGGUUCAUAUUUUCAAAGUUAUUGAAGAAGCUUGUGGUAGUGGAAAUAGAGGUAUUUAUGGUGGCGGAAGUAAUAGAAGUAGAAGACGUAUUAUAAGUAGUAGUAGUGGUAGACAUAGUAGUAGUAGUAGUAGUAGUAUAAGUAGUAGUAGUUAUAGCAGUAGUAGUAGUAGAAGUAGUAGAAUUAUUAGUAGCAGUGGUAGUAGUAGUAACAGUAGUAGUAACAGUAGUAGUAGUAGUAGUAAUAGGAGCAGUAGUAGUAGUAGUAGUAGUACUGAGAUGUGGAAAAAUAUCAAGAAUAUGCCAAACUAA